CUGAAUAUAUCGUGUGGAGGAAAGUAAAUCAAGCAAAUGUAUACAACUUUUCAGUCCUGUCGUGUUAUUGUGAUACAUCUCCGGAAGCUACAUAAUUUCAGAUAGUGUUGUAGAUUAAUCAAAACAAAUCAUGGCUAACGCCACUGACGACACUGAUUUGCGGAAGGUCAAAGUGAAUCGAAAGUUUUUAACAUCCAACAACAAGCCCCUCAAUUUUUAUUUGGAUGGUUUCGAUGUACUACAAUUCUUGGAGACUGCAACAAUUAUUCGUAAAUUCGGAGGAAAUAUCGCACCUCCAGAUGCAGAGACUGUCGUUUUAUCAAUGCCUGACUGCGUUCCAAAGACUGAUCAAUUACGUUUUCAUAUUGAUUGGCUGUAUCACAGCUUGAGGAAGGGUGAACUGCAGGACAUUGGAAGAUAUUUACUACCUGCAAGAUCAGCCACUGACACUCCCACGAGUGUCUCAUCCAAUAAAAGCUCCACUCAAUCCUUGCAUACUGUAAACGACUCCAUUUCAGACGACGAAAAUGCCCCCAACGAGCAGUCGAAUAUUGAAGAACCAAAGAAUACCUCUGUGAUUAAUAAGACAAUGGACGCCACGUCCAGGAUCGUUAUGGCUCGUCGACCUUCAACAGAAUUAGAAGUAGAUAAUAGUAAGGACGACGAGAAACUGGAGGAACGGUCCACGUCGUCUGAUAGCACGCAUUCUUCGAAUUCUGAUGAUGAUUCACCACCGCUCCUGUCCCCUGUACAAAGUGCAUCCCAGAGGUCUUCAAAAGCACUACAAGAAAUACCACCUUAUUGUCAGAUAAACAAACGAUCCUGUGUCCAGAUAAAGAAACCUUAUGUGCAGCUGUACAAUGCGCCUGCAUCUCUCCUGGAGAUUCUCCAUAGUCCAAAGAGUCUAAGAUCGGAUGGAAGAGGGAAAGAUCUGGCGACAUCAAGUGCAGAAAAAUCAUCCUCUGAUUUGUCGACUUCUCCCAAGAGAAAUGUUAAGGAUGAAUCUGUUGUUAAGAGAAUUCUGAUGACACCUGAUUCUGGUACUCAGAAACCACUGAGAACCGUAAAGAAGCGAGGCAUGAAGUUCAGAAAGAACAACAAUAUUCAUCUACGUCGUCGAUAUACGAAAGCAGAAGAUGAAAAGAUCAUCAAAUAUGUCACUACAGAAGGCCGCACUCAUCCAGCGCGACUAAUAAAUAUCUCCUAUGCAAUGCACUCUGCGGGGGUGCUGCCAAAUCGCACCUUUGAUAGCAUUCACACUCACCUCCAGAAGUUCAUCCAUAAGAUUCGUAGAUUCACUGAUGACCUGGACGUUAUUCAGCAGUUUGAGAGUCUCCGUUAAAACAGUGCAGCUCCAAGGAGAUUAAUGACAAAAAUUAAAAAAGUAAAUAAAAGCCAAUCCUUCAAAUUCGAUACAAAAUAUCGGGACAGUAUUACCUGUUUUUUAAAGUUUUCUCAUCUUAACAUUUCCAUACAUCUGAAUGAAUGUAAAUUUGGAACAAUGAACAUUAAUUGUUCGUAUAUAUUCAAUGAUAAUUGAAUUCUCAUUGAAAUCUACUGCAUAUCAAGCAGAAAAUAGAUUAUCAAACGUCGUGAGACUAUUGACUCAGAGAUUUUCAACGAGUGAUCCAUUAUUUAAAUAAUUGCAACAUUGAUAUAACAUAUAUGGAUCGCAUAACGUAAUUAAGUUGUCAUACGUUUCACCUUUCUUAUUCACUAAGUGGAAAUUUGCAAAAUGGUCUAUGAAAUAAAACAACCAAUUUAUUUCUAUUU
Molecule: messenger RNA, 1773 nt
Organism: Diachasmimorpha longicaudata
Lineage: Eukaryota; Metazoa; Arthropoda; Insecta; Hymenoptera; Braconidae
Exons: 5
Coding region: 131-1342 (403 amino acids)
Source: RefSeq, a predicted model, not a curated record